CGCGGCGUGCCGGGCGCGGGCGAGGUGCGGGCGCUGGGCUGAGGGCUUGAGUCCGGGUAUCUGUGUUUUACCCUCCUCACGGGAACUUGAGAUCCUUGGAGACCUUUGGGUGCGGGGUUCCAAGCGGCGGAACCGAAGGCAGCCAGGCCCGGGUUGCUGGGGCGGACGUGAACCCCACCUGUCCGUCCCUGCCAGCGUCCCCCUGGGCGGCGGGUUCGGUCCUCCGACUUGGCCCAGCGCGAGGCCGACCGAGCACUCUUCUCGUCCCAGGAUGCUUCGAUACUCGUAUUUUUAUAGGAUAUAUAAAGAAUUUCCUUCAAGCUGGUUGGAAUUUGGCAUGCUUAAUUUAGGAUCUUGGCCAAAAAGAGUACACUCUACAGCUAAAAGAUGUAAUGAGUAUGAAGCCCAGGGACAUACAUCUCAUAUUGGACCUCAGGAGUUCCACAGUUCUCAAGAAGGAGAUUUUGAAGUUAUCCCUAAAUUACACAUUCCAGUGAUGGUGGAUGAAGUUGUUCGUUGUUUGGCACCACAGAAAGGACAGAUUUUUCUAGAUAUGACAUUUGGUUCAGGAGGACACUCAAGAGCCAUAUUACAGAAAGAGUCAGAUAUUACCCUAUACACCUUAGACCGAGACCCAGCAGCUUACGCUAUAGCUGAGCAGCUUUCAGGCUUUUAUCCUAAACAAGUCCGAGCAAUGUUAGGGCAGUUCAGCCAAGCAGAAGAUUUAUUAAUGAAAGCUGGAGUGCAGCCAGGGACUUUCGAUGGAGUUCUUUUGGAUCUUGGGUGUUCCUCCAUGCAACUUGAUGCUCCUGAACGAGGUUUUUCCAUUCGGAAGGAUGGCCCCUUGGACAUGAGAAUGGAUGGUGGCAGGUACCCUGACAUGCCCACCGCUGCUGAUGUUGUGAAUGCUUUAGAUCAGCCGGCACUUGCAUCCAUCCUCAGGACAUAUGGGGAAGAAAAGCAUGCCAAGAAAAUUGCUUCAGCAAUUGUUCUGGCACGUACUGUCUGUCCCAUCACCAGAACCCAGCAGCUUGCCAGCAUCAUUGCAGGUGCAUUUCCUCCCUCUGCUAUUUAUGCACGAAAAGACUUGCUACAGCGAUCUACACAUAUUGCUACCAAGACCUUCCAGGCCCUUCGCAUAUUUGUGAACAAUGAGCUCAAUGAACUCUACGCAGGACUGAAGACAGCCCAGAAGUUUCUGAAACCUGGUGGUCGCCUUGUUGCCCUCUCUUUCCAUUCACUAGAGGAUCGCAUUGUCAAACGAUUUUUACAUGGGAUAAGCAUGACAGAAAGGUUUAACUUAAGUGUUAAACAGAAGGUGGCAGAGGCCUCACAAUUGAGCUCAGAAGUCCCUGCAGGAAAAGCUCCUUUAAUGUGGGAAUUGAUAAACAAGAAAGUACUUACUCCGGAGGAUCAAGAUGUACAGGAAAACCCCAGAGGACGCUCAGCUAAGCUUAGAGCAGCUAUCAAAUUAUGAGAAAAGCACCAUCAUCUAAUCUUCAAGUUUUAGUUAUUCCAGAAUAACUGUAUAGAGCUUAAAAUGUAAGAGUGUAGAGAUUAAUGGUAUUUAGCAUUUUUUCUCAGAAAGAAAUUUUAAAAAUAUUAGCUUAACAGAAAAUUUAACUCAACAUCAUGUCAACGCUCAGAAAAUGUGUUCAUCUUUGUAUUAUGGGAAGUCAAAAAAAAUUGUUAUGUUUAUCUCAAAUUAUCCAAAGAAAAACUAUUAUAAACAUUUGCAUGCCCUAGAUUCUGAAUUUAGUUAUUAAGAUUCAUGGUAGACUUUCUGUAGCAAAAAUGAUGAUCACGGACCUAAUUUUAAUUUACCUAUUUCUGAAUAAUUAAUAGGCAUAUCUUUUUGCAGAUAUGUACUUUAUUCAAAUUUUAACUUUUCAAAUAUUGGGGCCGUUAUCAUAGCAUACCUGAUAAAGUCACCACCUACAAUACCAAUAUGUAUACUAUAUGGGUAACACAUGGAUACCAGUUCACGUCCUAGCAGCUCUACUUCUGAUCCAACGCCUUGAUAAUGGCCUGGGAAAAGCAGAGAAAAUGGACUGUCCAGGUGCUUGGGACCCUGCCAUUGUAGACCUGGAUGAAGCUUUUGACUCCUGGCUCCUGUGACUGUCCUGGAUUAGUCCUGGCCAUUGCAACCACUUUGCGAGUGACCCGGUGGAUGAAAGCACUCUGUCUACCUCUCUGUAACUCUGAGUUUCAAAUAAAUAAUAAUUUUUAAAAGAUUUUUUCAAAUAUUUAAAAAAUGCAUUAUAUUAGUAGAUUUCACUAAUUGAAUUUGUAGUUCUUUAUUUUAAUAGAUACUUUUCAGUAUGACAUUUAUCACUUCUACAUAUGUUGGCAAAGUAAAAUGUAAAAUUACUCUUAACAACUCUCACAGACAAUUGUUUCACUAAAAUCUAUUUAGUUUUAACUGUAUCCAUGCAUUGAUCUGACAUUUAAGUUAGCAGUUGAGACAGCCUCAUCUCACAGAGAGUACCUAGGUUCACUUCCUGGCUUCAACUGCGUCAAACUUCCUGCUAAUAUGGACACUGGAAAGCACUUGUAAUUUCUUGGGUUACUGGGUUUCUGUCACAUAUGAAUGGCACCUGACUUUACUUUCAAAGUCAUGGCUUCAGCCUGGCUUGGAAAUUACCCAACAAUUGGCAGUGUUUUCUCAUGGUUUCACUCUCUCACUCUUCCUGUUGGCCUCUCAAAUACAUAAUACAAUGAAUACUUUUAGAUAGAAUAGUUUGUUUAAAUAGAAAACUGAUUUAGUUCAUUUAUUAAAAAGUGUUCUCUUAACACUUAGAUAUAAUAACUGCAGUAGGAUAAAAUGUGUGUUCAGGAGAGAGAGAGAUGUGUUUGGUAGAGAAUUCUUUGGCAAAUUCUUAAGAUUGAUUCAUAAUUUAUGUGUCACCUUUCUAUGCGUAAUUUAUUCAGUUUCAGCAAAUACUGAACUUGCCAUUUGAAAAACGAAGGUAAGUACAGUACACAUGACAGGCAGUGCUUGUCUGCUAUGGGGCGAAUAGUCUCGUAGAGAAGAAUGAUGAGGAAAAAAUGAUGAAAACUGCUGUCAGAUGGACAGAGAAGUAGAUACUACAAAGAGAUGGUGCACAGCACUGGAAAAGUGAGGAUUCACUCUACUGAAGGGGACCAGCCUUGAGAACAAUAUGAAAGGUAAGAGAAUAUAUGAGGAUGAAGGAGGAGGGCGAGAAGUUAUGUUGGUGGAAGCACAUGUAAAUAUAUAUUAAGUAGUUAUCCUUAUAAUCGUAUUACUUAUUCUAAAUUGAUUAAGUGAAUUAUAUUCAGCAGACAUACAUGGAAAAUUUUACAAAAGUAAAAUGGAUGAAUUAACCUCAUUUUUGUCUACCUCUAUAAUAUUUAACAUAGAUAGCCAUUCCUGUUUGGCACUGUAAUUUAUGAUAUUUAUUUAACUAUUUUAAAUGUUAGUUAAGAGACACAGUUUUGUGUUAGCAAGAAACUGCAAUCAAGAACCAGAAGUAGAAAUUGAAUCCAGACACUCAGCUAUGGGACAUGGAUUUCCUUCCAGGCAUCUUAACCUCUGGACCAAAUGCUUGCCUUGUAGAUUUUCUUUAAAUCUGAACAAUCUUGCAGUGAAAUCAGAUUUGGGAACACAGAAAAAAGAAACAAGUGACUAUACCCGAGUUAAUUACCCAAAUCCUACCUGAAGGAGUCCCUAAAAAUUAUGUCCUUAGAAACUCAAGAUUGAUAAGCUGAUUUGAAAAUACUGUCCUUGUUAAAAUGAGGCCUCCUGGAAGAGGCAGGCUCUUAAUCCAAUGUGACUAUAACCCUUAUGACAAACAGAAAUAGGGAAGUCUGUCAUGAAAAGAAGGAGGCAGAAGUCAGAAUUAUUGGUCUCACGAGGCAAAAGACACUGCAGAUUCCUGGCAACUCAGCACCAGAAGGUUGGAGAAAAGCACCAUCAGGAUGCAUCUAGUAAGAACCGAUCCUGUAUCCUCUGGACAUCGUGAUUUUGGAAUGUUACCCUCUAGAAUAGUAAUAGGAACAUUUCUGUUUUAAGCCACUCUGAUUGUGGUCAAUUAUGUGUCAACCUUAGAAAGCUAAUACUCUGGCAGAAAAUUUCUGCAAAUAUAUACAAUAAACAAAAUUAUUAUGAAAUGCUUUAGUGUAGUUGUUUUCUGGAAUUAGUUUAUUUAUAAUCAUUCUUGCUUGCUUUUUGUUCUUCUAUGGGAAAUAAUGUAAACAUGAAUAAAUUCCAAGUGAUAUACUUUGAAAAAGUGGUUUACAAACGUUCAGGCAAACUGGAAAUAAAAACGUGAUUUGCAUUGCUAACGCUCAUAAAAUAUUUCUGAAUCUCUGUAUUAACUGCCUUUGUGAAUUAUUUUUAUAUAGGUCAGUGUCUCUAGUGUAAUCGUUCUUGACAGUCUUCAGUAGAUCACCUAAGAAUGCAGCGCCUUAUGUUACCACCUGCAACUCAAGUAUCUUAUAUCUCAAUGCCAGGUCAUGUACCAGCUGUUAUUUCUGAUCCAGCUCCCUGAUAAUGCACCAAGGAAGGAAGCGAAUGAAGGCCAUGAACUUGGUUUCCUGCCAUGCAUGUGGCAACUGGGAUGAAAUUGAAGCCCCCUAGCUUUGACUUGGCCCAGCCCUAUCUGUUGCAGCCAUUUCACGAAUGAACUAUCAGAUGAAACGUAACUCCAGGUCUCCGACUCUCUGUUACUCUGCCUUUUAAAUACAAUCUUUU
Messenger RNA from Ochotona curzoniae (black-lipped pika), 4714 nucleotides. RefSeq names its product methyltransferase like 15 (gene METTL15). NCBI's taxonomy places the organism in Eukaryota, Metazoa, Chordata, Mammalia, Lagomorpha, Ochotonidae. The transcript has 7 exons. Gene Ontology annotation, molecular function: rRNA (cytosine-N4-)-methyltransferase activity. Gene Ontology annotation, biological process: rRNA base methylation. The record is from RefSeq and is a predicted model, not a curated record. The coding region runs from base 272 to 1477 and encodes 401 amino acids.